Molecule: messenger RNA, 1251 nt
Organism: Brenthis ino (lesser marbled fritillary)
Lineage: Eukaryota; Metazoa; Arthropoda; Insecta; Lepidoptera; Nymphalidae
Source: the annotation of a GenBank genome assembly
AUGGAAUUUAAUGGAUGCUUUCUUUUGUUGAUAAUAUUUGUUGUCACUAAAGUCAACUCGUUGCCUUAUGAUGUUCAUUGGUUAAGCGGUCCUGCUACUAUUGAACGUGAUAUUCAGCCCCUCAAACAAACGGUGGAUGUGUAUUGUUAUACUGGGACACCAAAAAAUCUGUUCACAUUAUGGCAAACAGUUAAAUUUCAUAUUAAAAUAAAAAAUGAUGAGUUUAGCCAAUAUUUCGGUGAUAAUCCAGAACAAGUCUAUAAAGAUUACAAAGACGAUAGCUAUGGCUGGGCUGUGGUUAAUCCAUUUCAGAAAAAAUCAUACAAAACAGUGUCUCUGGAUCUAUUCACACCAACUUGUAUGGCUAUUAACACUAAGCAAAAACAUAGUAUUGAGCUACACAUUCAGAGAGUGGAUAUCUGGCGAGUUUUUAUGAUGGUAAUAGGAAUAACUCUAAUAUAUGCAUCUCGCAGCCUAAGUGCCAAUCCAGUGUUCUUUUAUAUCUGUGGUAUUGUGAUUGGAGUAUCUGCUUCUUUUAUGGUACUUGUGUAUUAUAUAAGCAAAUUCCUACCAAGGAAAACUCUAACUUAUGGCAUACUAAUAGGUGGUUGGACAGUUGGUGUAUAUCUAUUCCAACAAAUAUGGGAAAAUAUGAGAAGUAUAGUAACAAGCUAUCAAUCGUAUAUAUUCUGGUACACUUUAUUAGUGGGCUUUAUCAGUUUCUUAGUAUGUUAUAGAAUAGGGCCCCCGAAAAAUGAAAGGAGCAAAAAUAUUGUUAUGUGGACUUUACAAGGUAUAGGUGUUUUUGUCAUAUUCUUCAGUAGUCAGUACCAUGAAGCCUCGGCAGCUGUGACCAUAAUUACUCUUGGUACUAAAUAUUUUCCAAAAUCUCUUCUCUACGCUAUACAGGGUUAUUGGCUCCGCAAGUUCCCACCAAAGCCGCGGCUGCUAAGCAACGAGGAGUACUACGAGCAGGGCGCGCGCGAGACGCGGCGCGCGCUGGACGCGCUGCGCCAGCACUGCUCCUCCCCCGACUGCAAGCAGUGGAGCAUUAUGCUCAAGCUGCACGACGCUAAGAGGAAUACUUCCAGGUUCGCAAGCUUCGUGGAAGGCAACUCACAUCUCAGCGACGAUGAAGUUUUGGAUUACGAAUCGUAUGCUUUCUCUAUGGAGAGGGCGAAACCCGUCGCGAACUCAACAAGAAAUCUGGAAAUUUCCGACGAUGACUCCUCAGAAUAUAACGAUGAUGAU